This is a messenger RNA of Eremomyces bilateralis CBS 781.70, 1028 nucleotides long. RefSeq lists its product as uncharacterized. NCBI's taxonomy places the organism in Eukaryota, Fungi, Ascomycota, Dothideomycetes, Eremomycetales, Eremomycetaceae. The coding region runs from base 322 to 690 and encodes 122 amino acids. The transcript has a single exon. The record is from RefSeq and is a predicted model, not a curated record.
GUGAACGGCUGUGCCAACUCAAUUUCGUGAAGGAUGUCUCCAUGACAGUAGACAGGAGAAUCGCAUGGUGCGAUGACGGUGCCGUUCUCGUACAACGCAAAAACGAAUGGAAUCGAAACAAGCAGCGUGAUCGAUAUCCUCUUGAAGGUCACCAUGAUCGUGGAAGAAGUCACGACGACGGCAUGCAAUUCAGUUGUCUCGGGCUCACCAAACGCAGCGAAGGAUCAUAAACCAUUCUUCAGCAGCCGAUGAGGGCAAUGAGUGGAUUAUAUUCCUUACGGCAGAACUGGCCCCGUCUCUCACGAUCUCCGCACCUUCUCCAUGCACCGUCAACCGCCGCUCCUGUUCAUGUUUUCCAUGGAAUUGUCAUCAAGCUUGGCUGACGUCGGAGAGCCUUCAAGUGACGAUGCAAAAAGCGCCGGGAGUCGUUCGCUCUUCGCCCUCCGUAGCCGCAUAGAGCCAACGACUCCAUUUUCCCCAGACAAAAUCAUCCCCGUUAUCCCUAGGCUCGGUGGUGGGCACAGGAUGCGAAGAAAGCAUGACGAUCACGAUGCAACCGUGGGGAUCCGUCUUGACAACUUCCCAACUGGGAAGCUCGCGGGUCUAGUCUCCGCAUGCCAUCCAGACAACCUAGUUCCCCGCAUUGAGAGUUUGGUUCUGGGUGCCAAUGGAAAUAGACCAUGGGCCUAGUGGAAAAGCGAGAUGGUGAGCGAUGAACUGAUCUUGCCGCUGGAACGGUCCGAGUCCCAAUGGUGGAUGCGCGCCAUCUGCGUCAAUGUCGGGGAUGCCUCUGGGAGAGAACAGGGAAUGAACAAUGACGACGCGGCCGAGAUAUGCGAAUUGGGCAGGGCAUCCAAUUGACGCGGAAUUUUCCGACUACGGUUGUCGUCUGAACUUCCUAUUGAGGUUCAUUCAGUGUAAAAAGCGUGUCCCUGUCAAUUGAUAUUGUAAUCAUUAAUGUUGUAAUCAUUUGAACUGUGUAGACUGCAGAGAGCUGCGGAUAUUCGCGGUUGAUAAUGAUUAGAAAG